AUGUCCACACAGCAGACCGCACAAAAAAUCUUCAUCCAGAUGUCUGGUGCACCGGGUUCCGGGAAGAGUACAAUGGCAAGGGUACUCGGAGAAUCAAUCGGUGCAGUAGUCAUCGACCACGACAUCAUCCGAUCCUCUCUUCUCGAAGCCAAUGUUCCAUUCGACCAAGCCGCAAAGCAGGCCUAUCAACUCCAGUGGGCACUAGCUCAAGAUAUCAUGAAGCAAGGUCAUAGCAUCAUCGUCGACAGCACCUGUAACUUCGAAGAAGUUCUCGAACGAGGUUCUGGACUUGCACAGCAGUACGGGUUCGUCUACUGGUAUGUCGAAUGCAAGGUUCAAGACAUCGAUCUGCUAGACCAACGGCUGCGUAACCGAGAUGCAUUGACGAGUCAGCGAACCGGGGUUGACCGCCCUCCCGCUGCUGCACAUGGUGCUCGUGCAGGCGAAGACUCCCACGCUCUCUUCCGGAAGUGGAUUGAGAAUCCGUGCCGUCCACUAGAUAAUACUAUCAUUGUGGACUCUACGGGCGACAUGGAGAUGCUCAGAGAUUUUAUACUGAAACGAAUUAUCGGUUAG
Messenger RNA from Orbilia oligospora ATCC 24927, 576 nucleotides. RefSeq lists its product as uncharacterized. NCBI's taxonomy places the organism in Eukaryota, Fungi, Ascomycota, Orbiliomycetes, Orbiliales, Orbiliaceae. The record is from RefSeq and is a predicted model, not a curated record. The transcript has a single exon. The coding region runs from base 1 to 576 and encodes 191 amino acids.